AUGGAAGACGAUAUGUGGGCAGUUUCUUCUUCUGGUUCUUCAAUAAGCCAUCGAUCAGCAACAGCUGCUAAGUACCAAUCUGGUUCUUAUCUAGAUGCGGAAGAGUUUGAAGAAGACGAUGAUAUAGCAAUGGAAUACCCAUGUCCGUUUUGCGCGGAUGAUUAUGAUUUGAUUGAAUUGUGUCACCAUAUCGACGAAGAACAUCAGCUUGAAGAUACUCAUGGGAUAUGUCCGGUCUGUAGCAAAAGGGUGAAGAUGCAUAUGGUGGAUCACAUAACCACACAUCAUAGAGAUAGAGUUUACAGUGAACAGAAGGAUUCAUCUUACAUGGAAGAUCCAUAUUCAUCGGAUAAAUAUAUUGAACCUCUUCUUGAUGACUUGCCGCCAUCUAUGAAUCAUCAUCAUACCACCUACAAGUCCGCUGUUGCGGAACAGUUUUUAUCGUUCAUCAACAAUUCUCCAUUGCAGAAUCAGACCGAGAAUGUGCAGCCUGAUUCAAGUGUAGAUGACAUGAAGUCGGUUAAGGAUUCUCCUAUAGAAGAAGACAAGAAAGUGUCGCCUCCUCUAUCAGAUUCUGAACAGUUGGAGAAGGCGAAGAAGUGUGAGUUUGUACAGGGACUUCUGUCAUCAGCUAUGUUCGAUGAUGGAUGUGACUUCUUCUGA
Molecule: messenger RNA, 663 nt
Organism: Microthlaspi erraticum
Lineage: Eukaryota; Viridiplantae; Streptophyta; Magnoliopsida; Brassicales; Brassicaceae
Source: the annotation of a GenBank genome assembly